AUGGCGGAUGAUUCUAGCGAUCUGCUAGAUGCCCUGCAUAGCUUGGACAUCACUGCUUGCAAAGACCUCAUCCGUCAGCUCCAGGCAAGGCGCGAGCGCCGUCGGGAGCUGGUCGAGCGAUUGCAGGAGAAGCUCAAGGCUCUCAACAAUGAGCUGGCAGCUCGCAAGGAGGAGGGGGACCGCUGUAAGCAGGACCUCCUCGAUGAGCAAGCCAAGAAUCGUCGCCUCGCUGAGAAGAGGCGGCAGAGGGGCGGCGAGAAAGAGGUCGCGUCGAUCCAAGAUGAUCUCCAGCGCGAGCAGGAGAUGGAGUUGCAAACCGCGAAUGUGCGCCGCUUCAUGGAGACGACGUUGCAGGAGCAGGUACAGCGAAACCGAACUCAAAACGAGCUAGGUAUUCGCAUCUACGACGAGGUUGAGCUGAUGGUGGACAAGUCCGCCGAAGAACAAGCCUUGGAGAGUAGAUACAUCGACACGGUCUUGGUCACGUACUGCAUCCCAAACUCCGAACUCAAGUACAACCUCAGCUUCCGCGUGGACAAGGACAUGAAGUCCAAGAACUUGCGCGAGGACGCCUGUUUGUACUGGGGCCUGUCGGAGGUGGACUUCAUCUUGAAGACCAUGAGCAACGCCAAGGUUCAUGAUGACCUCACGAUCCAGAGCUGUUUCAACGACAAUGAAGAUGCUCACUUCAGCCUGGUGCAAAAGACACCGAAGAACGCAUCCUUGAUGGACAGGGAGUUGACGAACAUCUUGCCCAAAGCAGGCGAGGCACUGUGA
This is a messenger RNA of Symbiodinium natans, 777 nucleotides long. NCBI's taxonomy places the organism in Eukaryota, Dinophyceae, Suessiales, Symbiodiniaceae. The record is from the annotation of a GenBank genome assembly.